Cooperia oncophora is the source of this 273-nucleotide messenger RNA. NCBI's taxonomy places the organism in Eukaryota, Metazoa, Nematoda, Chromadorea, Rhabditida, Trichostrongylidae. The record is from the annotation of a GenBank genome assembly.
AUGAGCAUGGAUGGUGUCCAGUCGCUGAUGUUCGCUCUAACAUUUCAUCAUCAAAUUUGUGAUGCGCCAGUUUCAUUACCGGAGCCUACGUACCAAGCUGAUGAAUGGGCCAAGCGUGGCAAGAAUAUAUGGGAUGCAUAUAUGCUCCGCCACGACCCUAAAACAAUGCAAUGCAGUGGUGAUUAUGCAUCGCCUCCGAUAGAUUUUGAUGCGAUGACCGACAGACUUGCAUUUUGGAAAACUGAGCUCGAAGAACUGCGAGUGAACGCUUGA